GGACGUUGGUGCCUUUAGCUAAAAUUAUUCCGAGCAUAAUAUCAAGGCGGCCUAGACACUCACAGAACCCAUGCAUGGAGGUUAACCUGCAUGCAUGCAUAUGAUGUCUAUUGUCAGCUGAGCCAUAGAUACCGGUGUAAAGAUCUCAAAAUGGGCUAGUGAUGAUCUAGCCUCGAUCCCAGGCCUUGUGAAGGAGGCUAGCUAGUGGUGUCAUGUUCCAGCUCUCUGGUUGCUCUGCUUCGGGAAGUUCCCAUGAGCCCUAGUACAAAUAGCACCAGGCGUGCAUUGCUGUGUGUAUUCAUACGGAGGGAUGGUUGUGCAUUCUAUUGAGUUUGGAGUCUAUGCACGUUUGGAAAACAUUGUCAGCUGCUGCACAAACGGAGACGUCGCAUAACAGCAUGCAGUGGUCACGUAUCUCGAUGGUGCUGUUGGCACUAGCAACCAUCGCCAAUGGAAAUGACAUACGCAUAGUCAGUUUCACUCAAUCAGCUGAAUCUGUGACGUCUGGUGAAGCGAUGGUGUUCAAUUGCCGAGCAAAUGCUGACGAAGCAGAAUGGAGGGUGGACGGAUUUCCCAAAUUUGUAUCAGAACCACAAAAUGGAUUCACCAUUUCAAACACUUAUGAUAGAAAUGCAAACCCCAAGUGGAACCUAAUGCUGACUAUGCAGGGGGACUCAAGUAAUGGCAGGCGGAUUUCUUGUUACGCCGCGAGUAGCCUGUACAUUGGUCACAGUAUCAUACAGCACAAGUACUUCAGAGUGGCAAGUGCGCCUGUGCUUCCUGAGGUGUACGUGAGUGUCCUGCAAAACGGGACCAAUUUAAGCGUGACCUGGGAUGAGCCGUUCUAUUAUUCCAAUUAUCCGGUGACUGGCUACAAACUUGAAAUGGAAAACUUAACGAGCGGGAUAGUCACUACACUGUUCGACGGUACCGAUGCUCUCAGUCAUGUGAUCAGUGUGGGAGAGAUGGUCUCGGGGUGUCACCUGCUUAACUUCACUGUCACUGCAUACAGUAUCCUGGGAAAUGCCACGAGUCAUCAACUUGGAAUAUUCCCCAAAGCUCCCACACCCACUGAACUGACUGUGGAAUUGACCUUUGCUUCAGAUCUGACCCCUAGACUGACCAUAAGAGCCGAGUAUGAAGACCCUUGUUUACACGAGGAUACAGAAUACACCAUCAUAGUAUAUCACCAUGGCGAAAUAAUGGCAGAGAAACUGGUCGGAAAUAUUCAAGAACAGUUUAUGCUCGACCUGCUAGUGGACCAAGGUUUAGAAGUGGGGGAAACGUACAUGGUGGUUGCCACUGGCAACAGCAUUUUGGGUAGUUACACCGUUAUCAAAGACGAAAGGAUUGUUGUUGGUGAUAGUUGCAAUGCGGACCUUCCUAGCCUGCCAAACGGUAUUGUGCAAGUAUCGAACACCCAGUAUGGCCUGGUAGCCAUUUACAGGUGUGACGAUACAUCUCUACCACUGGUAACCAGAAAUUGCCUGUCCAAUUCAAGCUGGUCUGGAAUGGCACCUUUCUGCCCAUCUAUCAACUGCAACAGGGAUUUACCUAUUCCUCCGAAUGGUCGUGUAAAUAUUACAACAAUUCCAACGGGACUUGUGGCCACCUACGCCUGCAACGAUGACACUGUUGUAACUAGAACGUGUUUACCCAACACGAGUUGGUCCGGAGAAGCACCUGAGUGCCGAUCUAUCAAGUGUGACAGAGGACUGCUGGAUCCACCUAACGGACAUGUACAAAUCACCGAAGCUUCAAGUGGUCUUGUUGCCUUGUACACAUGCAAUGAUGGGAUUGUAUGGAACAGGGUCUGUCUCCCCACUGCAAGCUGGUCCAGUCCCAUCCCUGUUUGCAACGAGCCAGGUGCUUCAAGCGAUUCCACAACGUCCAUAAUUGCAUCGCUAGCUGUCUUUCUCGGAAUUGUAUUGGGAAUUGUUGUCAUGGUGAUUGUCAUUGUAGCAGCAUGCUGCGUGUAUAAGAGGCGUAGGAAAUUCACCCAAAGAACUGAUACCGUCGAUUUUCCAAGGCGAGCUCCACCAACCAGCAUCAAACUCAUGAACCCCUUGACCCAACAAAAGUCUGCCACCAAUCCUAUAUAUGACGGUGGACCACUAUACGAUUACCCUAUGGACCCGUCGCUCUCAAAAUCUCUCCUGCAUAGCACCCCGAGUACCCCCAGUACCCCCUCGGCUCAAAGCCCUCGAUACUUCAACAUGCCCCCCCAGCUGCCCCCUCCAAGAAAAACCUCCAUUUCAAUUUCUUCCCCCUUCUCACCAACAGCCUGUAGUCCACUAGCGAGGACAUCCAUCUCUGUACCAUUUUCUCCAACUUCAUGUGCGGCACCUCAGAGAAUUUCAAUUUCGUCUCCUUUCUCCCCCACGACUUGUAACCCACCUACUCCUAGUACCUGUCAGAUUGAAAACAUAAAUGCUAUGUUCAAUGCUGCGGUGCCUCCGAGUGAAGAUGCUUACAUGUACACAGUGAUGAACCCAGUUACUCCAAAGUCUCUUUCUCGUCCCAACAAGCCCUCCCCCCUUAUCUUGGGACCGAGUCUAGACACCCACGACGAGUACGUGUCUAUUCUUUGAGUAAAAUCGAUUGCAAACAGGUAUUGAAAAUUUUCAAAGACAUUUUGUGUAUAGUAGCAGUACGUUUAAGAGUUCACUUUAUGUGACAUAUCAUGCACAGGCAUAACAGUUCAUUAACUCAUUACAUUACAUUAUCAUUACAUUUAAGAAUUCAUAAGUCUUAACUCACUGUCACAGGAAAUUCUUAUCAUAACUCACAUGCAUGUACUCGGUAUUGUUUGUUUAUUAUUGUGGUCAAAAAUCAAUAAGUAUGUGAAUUUAUGGUUUAUGGUUUUUCUUUCCGAGAUA
Molecule: messenger RNA, 2879 nt
Organism: Halichondria panicea
Lineage: Eukaryota; Metazoa; Porifera; Demospongiae; Suberitida; Halichondriidae
Exons: 14
Coding region: 342-2591 (749 amino acids)
Molecular function (GO): protein binding
Source: RefSeq, a predicted model, not a curated record